Molecule: messenger RNA, 1614 nt
Organism: Colletotrichum orchidophilum
Lineage: Eukaryota; Fungi; Ascomycota; Sordariomycetes; Glomerellales; Glomerellaceae
Product: GLE1-like protein
Exons: 2
Coding region: 1-1614 (537 amino acids)
Biological process (GO): regulation of translational termination; regulation of translational initiation; poly(A)+ mRNA export from nucleus
Cellular component (GO): nuclear pore cytoplasmic filaments; cytoplasm; nuclear pore
Molecular function (GO): translation initiation factor binding; inositol hexakisphosphate binding; phospholipid binding
Source: RefSeq, a predicted model, not a curated record
AUGGCGCACUCUUCUCCUUCGCGGAGAAGCCAGCACAAUGGCAACAUCAAGUCAAGCCCUGAACGAGGGUUCACCGCAGACUUCCUUUCAGAGAACCGUAACUCGGAGCUGAGCCAUCGCGACGCUCUUGCCGCCGCCCAGCUUGAGCACGAGCGUGUUCGACUUGCUGCCCUAAGAGUCUAUGAGGUGCACCAAUUGCAGGAGGAGAAGCAAAGGUUGGAGGCCGAGCACCGGAGGAUAGCACAGCUGCAAAAAGAGGAAGAAGAUCGUCUCAAGGCCGAGGCAGCAGUGCGCGCCGAGCAGGAGAGGCUGAGAGAGCUCAAGGCCAAGCAGAUUCCUCAACUCCCUCCUGAACCCGAACCUGAACCGCCCAAGCCGGAGCCGAAGAAGUCGCAAGACCCUCAGGUCAAUGGCACAACGGCGGCCAAAUCCGAGCCUGCUGUUGCACCGGCGGCACCAAAGCCGACUCCCUUGACAAGUGUUCCGACACCUGCUCUCCCCACCGCGAAGGCUCCUCCGGCGGCACCGUCACCAGCACCCGCAAAGGACGUCCCUGCACCGUCCACUCAAGCCAAUGGAUUCCUAUCGAAGCCCGCAGCGCCUCUGGCCCCGAAACCCGUCGCUCAGCCGGCCGCGCCAGCACCGGCGCCAGCUCUACCGACCGCUGACAGGUACACCCAAAUACACCAAGCUCUCAAGAGGCUGAGAAAGGACGUCGAGGCUUUGUCAAAACAGCCUGGGAAUCCGUUAAAGGGCAAGUUGGGAGAUAUGCGGAGACAGAUCAGGAAGUCCAUCGGGCAACUGACUGCCGGCAAGGGAGCAAACGCGCAACCUCUUGCCACGAUUAAUGGAGCACUGCGCGAAUCUCUUGGCGGCCAAGUGCAAUCGCCCCUGGUCGACGCAAACAUAUACGUGCAGCAAAAUAGAGAACCAGCUGAAGGCGCUGUUAACAAUGGCCCGCAGCUGCCGGCUCUGUUUAUAUACCUCCUCAACAUUCUCUCAAAGGCCAUCAUCCAGCAGUUCUCCAACGAAGGCGGCGCGAACCCAAAGUCGGCCGAGCCGGUCGGCAUCGUGACGGCGCAGAUCUUCUCCAACAAGGACUACCAAUGGCGCGGGGGCUCCAUGAUCGACAUCCUCAUCGCCAAGUUCCACGUGGCCUGCCCCGUCCUGUUCGGCUCUAGAGGCAGCGACAAGACCGAGGGCGGCCGCAGGGCUAUUGGCUGGAAAAAGGAGAACGGCAACUGGGUGCCCGAGCAGGCGCACAACGACAGAAUGACGGGCCUCGGGGCCGGUUUCGCGGCCAUUGCCCUGCGAGACUUUAGCAAGGCGUCAAAGACGAACCCGUACCCGCCGACAAACUACUGGAAGGCCAUGGCGCAGAUUGUCAACUCGCCGCCGCAGCUCGUCUCCAACACCCAGUAUGUCGUGCUCAAGUCCAUGAUUGACGGCCACGAGCAGCGCUUUAUCAACUUUUACGGCAACGCAGCCGUCGCGGCCCUCCGGAUGGCGUUGGUGGAGUUCCCUAAGAGGGCUCCUCCUGGGGCCACGGCCGCACAGGCGUUGCAGGUUCUGGCUGACGUUCUAAGACGGGACUCUGGGUUAGACGUGGCAUAG